This is a messenger RNA of Glycine soja, 1350 nucleotides long. Its product is annotated as actin-related protein 3-like. Gene Ontology annotation, cellular component: actin cortical patch; Arp2/3 protein complex. The transcript has 2 exons. Gene Ontology annotation, molecular function: actin filament binding. Gene Ontology annotation, biological process: Arp2/3 complex-mediated actin nucleation. NCBI's taxonomy places the organism in Eukaryota, Viridiplantae, Streptophyta, Magnoliopsida, Fabales, Fabaceae. The record is from RefSeq and is a predicted model, not a curated record. Bases 445 to 1023 code for a protein of 192 amino acids.
GCGACAAUUAUUUUCAAGAGAGGUUCAUGAAUUCAUCGUACUAGGGUCUAGGGCAGGCAGCAAGAAAGGAAAAGGUUGGCGUGUAAGAAAGAAGCUUGAAAUCAAACGGCUUAGUCUGAUCAAGCAUCCCCCAUUUCCUCGCCAAGAACGACAAUUGUAGUUGCCGUCAUGCCGUGCACACAAAUAGGAAGCUACUUAGCACUAAUAGUUAUAAUUAAUUAAAUACAAAUAAAAGAAACAGACAGAGAGAGAAGAGAAGAAUCGUUGGUUGCCAAGGAAAGCAUCUUUGAGAAACGAACAGAAUGAUGAUCGACUAAAUGGGACCUUCACUUCCACUUCCACUCGCUGUGUUCAAAUGGCUUUAGCAACAACAAUCACCAACCAUGAACCUCUGCCUCACGCUCACUCUCGGAUCUCAGUCGCAGAUCCACCUUCAGCGUUCUCAUGGACCCAUCUACUUUUCGUCCAGCUGUAGUCAUCGAUAAUGGCUCCGGGUAUACGAAGAUGGGGUUUGCUGGUAAUGUUGAGCCGUGUUUUAUUGCUCCGACAGUUGUUGCAGUUAAUGAGUCGUUUCUGAAUCAAUCGAGGGGCUCUUCUAAAGGCAAUUGGGUGGCCCAGCACAAUGCUGGAAUUAUGGCGGAUCUUGAUUUCUUCAUUGGGGAUGAAGCACUUACCAAGUCUCGAUCUAGUAGCACUUACAAUCUCAGCUACCCGAUUCAGCAUGGCCAGGUUGAGAAUUGGGAUGCCAUGGAGCGCUUCUGGCAGCAGUGCAUUUUCAAUUAUUUGAGCUGUGAUCCGGAGGAUCACUAUUUCCUCUUGACCGAGAGUCCAUUGACUCCGCCUGAGAGUCGCGAGUAUACUGGGGAGAUCAUGUUUGAGACUUUUAAUGUGCCUGGACUUUACAUUGGUGUGAAUUCUGUGCUUGCUCUUGCAGCUGGAUACACAACAUCCAAGGUUGGUAAUCGUUACACCCGAAAAAGAUUGGGAAUUAUGUUGAAUAUAGAAUUGGAAUUGGAUGAUUAAUCUUGAAUGCUUUACAUAUUUAGUAUGGCCUCAGCAGCAACAAGUUUGGUAGCUACCUAAACACAAAAUGCACUGGAUGUUUCAUCAGCCCCUGCAAUUUGACACAUUUGGAUGCUUUCACUUGAAACCAAAAGUGAACCGUACUGUAGAAUAUGAAUGAACUGUUGAGGUGCUUUCACUUGGAUGAUUAAUUUUUUGUUUUUUUUAACUAAAAAUAAGUAAUUGCCUAGUUGAGCUGAUCAACAUCAUGAAAGUAACAAGAACAAACAUAUCUGUUUAACUUCCACCAUUGCAAAAGGUAGUUAGUUAUUGAUUCUCCUGUUUACA